AUGAAACUAGAUGAAUUAUUUUAUAUAUUAGCAUUAAUUCUUUAUUUCUUAAUUUUUCUAGGAAUUGUGGAGUCAAGUUCAAUUAAGACACCUAAAGAUCUUGCGGAUAAAGAGGUCGCACCUGGACUACCUUUAUUAAACGAUGAGGAAGUUUACAGUUGGAAUACUUUAAGAGAUUAUGUUGAAUAUUAUGAAAAUAGUAUUGAGACUAUUAGAAAAAAUUAUCCUGCUCUUGAGGACCAUUUAAUAAAAAGUCAGUGGUUUUCUAUAAUUGAUGUUUUGCAGUGCGAAUAUGAAAUAGAUCAAGAUAAAAGAUUGCUACCAGCCAAAAUGAAGAUCAAAGACCUUCCAGAGAUUAUAAAUGAUGUAAAAUUUUUGUGGAAAGAAAAAAAUUUUCUUCAUGUUUCUCUAGAAAAGUCUGAAUUUAUACAAAGGUGUACUUCAGCAAUUAGAAAUCUAAUUCUUCACAAAAGUAUUACAGUGGAAUCUUAUGAUAAAAGUCUAUUAAAAAGUAUUUGUAACGAGUCCUCAACAAUGUUUUUUAAUCCGGCAAUGCUUUAUGAAGAGUUAAAAACAAAAACUGAUUAUGAAAAGCAAAGAAUUCCCAUCUCAAGAUUAACAUGCAUAGACAAACAUAGAAUUCGAAUUGGGCAAUGGUCUGCAAUUGUUCAUUUACAUGCUCUUGAUUUAGAAGAUGGAAGAGAUAGGAUUUUUAACAAUGAAAGUUCGUCGGAAGAGGAUUUUCUUCCAUAUUCUCCACCUGAUUCAUUUCUUACAGAAAUUGAGGUUGAGAACUUUGAGUUAAUUUGUAAAGAGGUAUUAUCAGAUUAUUAUUCUAGAAUUGAAGAUAAGAAUGUGAUUUUGGAAAUUUUUUGCAAAGAUGCCAAAGAUAUUUAUUACAAUAAUCCAUUAGAUGUACAUGCAAAAUACGCUAUUUAUGGUACUUCAAUUAAAAAGCUGGUGUUAAGCGAGAUUAAAAAGAAAGCCGGAAAAGUAAAUCCUCCGUCUUUGAUGGCACUUAAUUUAAUGGAAUACCGUUCGUUAAGAAUUAGUGAGUGGGGAGUGAUUGUUGAGCAACUUAAUAUUGAUAAGAAUUCUAAGCCCCGUUAUGACCGUGUGGUUGGAAAUAUUUCGAUAGAUCCAAGGCCUUAUGGAUUUAUUACAUCACUAAAUUCCAGAGAAUUCGAAGAGGCAUGUAUCAGCGCACUAAUUAAUAGAGUCAAAAGGCAGGAGGAGUUCAUGAAAUCAAUACUUAAUAUUGAAACAAAUUCUGAAAAAAUGGAAUUAGAUGAGGAAAUCGAAUGGGAGCGUCAACACUCUAUUGAAGUUAUUGAGCCAGAUACUUUUUGCAAAGAUGCAGCAGGAAAUUAUUUUGGUAUUAACCGUGAUUCGUUUGCUGUAUUAAGAGAAUUACCGUUAAUUAAUCCUCCAACAUUUAUCGAUCCAGGACGAGGAUUACUGAAAAGUGAUUUGCCUCCAAAAAUAUUGGAUUUAAACAAUGAGAGGUCAGCUCAAGGUUCAGAAAGAAUUAAUGAUAUUAAUUGGAGAGUUGAGGCAUCUAGUUUUCUCUGGGAAAAGUUGAUAAAAUCAAGGGUUCAUUCUAGAAUUGAAAAUGCAAUUACAAAUAUUCAAUGGCAAAUGAUAAAGCAGCAAGCAAAUGGGUUUGUUUUCCUUGAUAUUGGAAUCGAAGGAUUUUAUAAUGGAAUAGAAGACCCACCAAAAAGCAUUUUUUCAUUUUCAGACGAUCCAUUUGGAAUGUACAGCCAAUGUUUACAUGCAUUUUCUGAAUCAAAUAGGAGGAAAACCCAUGUUAAUUAUUUUGAUAGGCUACCCAAAUUGGACUAUAAAUGGACUAUUUCUAAACAGAUAUCCGAGGAAUUAAUUGAUAAAGGCAUAAACUCCGAGAAUUUUGAAAGUUUCAAAGAGUAUUCAACUUUAGUCAAACAAUCUUUAUGUAUGGAAGCAGUAAAAGAAUACUUUGAGAACGCAAACGACUGCCCAGUUAUUACGGACGAAAUAGAAUUAAUUAAAUAUAAUGUAAAGAACACAUUUCCCAAUAAUCCCUUCCCUGAUGCAAAAGAUCCAAUGCUUGCAGACCCGGACGGCGAACUAGAGGCUAAGGAGCAAUGGGAGUUCAUCUAUGAAUAUUCUCUAAAGUCCCGUAAUAGAAAGCUAUCUAAUAGUGAUUACAACGAAAAUAUAAUUAUUGUGAGCCAAAAAAUGCCUUUUUCUUAUUUGGAAUUUAGACAAUUAGAAUGGCGUACUAAACAUGAGUGUUAUCAAGACAUGGCAGUAAACUGUAUUCAGUCUUCAUGGAGAAUGGUGGAAUCUAAUUGGAAGAAUCAAGAUGUUCAGACAGACCUUGCAUCUGCAUUGGCUAUUUUUUGUGAUAGUGUGGCAAUUCUUUAUUUUGAAAGGAAAAAACAAUGGAGACAGUUAAUUAAACUUAUGGAAACACAAAAGUAUUCGCCUUCUUUCUUUUGGGUAAGAAGAGGAUUCUAUUUACCUAAAUCAUACGAUCUGCUGAAGGUAUCAGUCAAUAAUGGCAAAGAACGUAGGAUAAACAAGGAAGAAUUGGAAAUUUACAAAAAAUCUCUUGUAAAUAGUAUCCUUGAGUUAGUAAGUUAUAGAUAUUUGGCCCCGCUGACUGUUGACAUCGAGAAGUUAUGUAACUCUCUCGCAAUUGAUAUGUCAGUAGCAACUACAAGAGGAAUUUGGAUAGGACUUGUACCCGUCGAUUCCGAAGUGCUUAUUGAAAUGGAAAGAUUAUCAAAUAACAACAUUCAUUUAGAAAAAAAAGAUGAAGCUGUCGGUUACUAUCCAAUAAGAAAUCAAUUUUCUCCUAGAAAAAGAGUUGUUAGAGGUGUAUCGGACUCUAAAAGCCAUAGGCUUAAAAGAGAUAAAAAUGAACAAACCAUUAAAAUGACAAAAUUAAAAUCUCCAAUUAAAACUACUGUGAUGCCAAAUAUUAGAUUACUACAAUAUAAAAAGAUAGUAGAAAAAGACGAAGAUGACUUACCACUUGAAUAUCCUAUUAAAAGUAAUAAUAGGGCAGAUUGGAGAAAAUAUAUAAAUAGAGGGGUUGAUGAAGCAAAACAAAAUCUCAACCAAAAAACUAUUCAAGAUUUUUAUAAGGUUGAUUGGGCGAGGCCUUUUGGUUCAAGUGAUAAAUACAAAUACGGAUAUAUCACUUAUGAUUCCAGGGUUCCGAUUGUAAAUCAAAGAAUUCCAUUUAAUGGUAAAAUUCAAGAUUUGGGUUAUGGAGAUCCGCAAAUCUCUAGGAGAGAAAACAAAGUUAAAUUUCUUACUAAAGUCUCAGAUGUUUAUCGAAGAUCACCGGAUUUAUAUAGAGGAGUACAAAAAGAUGAUCAAUCAGUCCUUAUUAAAAGCCCAUCACUAUUGGUGGGUCAAAAAAUAGCAAAUAUCCCAUUGAAGCUAGAAGAAUUUGUUAACGUACCAGAUAUUCCAAGAACUAAGCCACUAUCAAAAGAGGAAAUUUUAGAAAGAGCAAAACAUAUUCAACUGGAUGAUAGCGAAUUUGAAGAAUCCAUUGAUACUAAUAAAAUUAUUGAUUAUUUAAAUAAUGCUAGCAAUAAUGAUUUCAGCGAUAUUGAAGCUCUGAAUUAUAAAACAGAAACAUCAAAAAGCGAAGACUACUCCGUAAAAGAUUAUUCACUCCCUUCAACAGAAAUAAUUCAUAGUGUUAUUAAAUCAUCUGAAUAUUAUAAAAUUAUGGCAGAAUGUAUUCCUCACUUCGGUUAUACUAUUGGGAAAACAUUGAGCGAAAAGGACCUAAUGAAAGGAGCCAGAUUCGUAUAUAGAUGUCUUAGGAUGGAUGGUCAUUUUGUCACACCACAGACUGCAUACAGAAUUUGGAUUAGAUCUCAAUUUUUACGUCGUAAUACUCCAAAAGUUCCACUCACUCCCUAUAAAGAAGAAAUGAAAGAUUAUAUAAAGAAAAGAAAAAAGAAUGACAACCAGAUAUAUUGCCCAGGAAAAUUGCAGGAUAAAAUUGACGAAAUGGCCGAUACAAUAGCUACGGCUGCAUACAUAAAUGGAGUUUUUCCCGCUGAUAAAAUGAUACAAAUAUGUAAUAUUGCAAGAGACUUUGUAUAUAAAAGAAUAGGCACUAUUACCCAAUGCGUCAAGGCAUUUAAGAGGCAUAUUUCCAGAUUAAAUGGAGAAUAUACAAUUAAUCAUAGGUUAUUUCCAACAAUUUGUACUCACAUUGAACAAGAGUCUGGGAAAAACUUGUUUUCAUCAAAUUGA
This is a messenger RNA of Cryptosporidium ubiquitum, 4269 nucleotides long. RefSeq lists its product as uncharacterized. NCBI's taxonomy places the organism in Eukaryota, Apicomplexa, Conoidasida, Eucoccidiorida, Cryptosporidiidae. The transcript has a single exon. The record is from RefSeq and is a predicted model, not a curated record. Bases 1 to 4269 code for a protein of 1422 amino acids.